Molecule: messenger RNA, 2086 nt
Organism: Candoia aspera
Lineage: Eukaryota; Metazoa; Chordata; Lepidosauria; Squamata; Candoiidae
Gene: EIF2A
Product: eukaryotic translation initiation factor 2A
Exons: 14
Coding region: 106-1863 (585 amino acids)
Biological process (GO): translational initiation
Cellular component (GO): cytosolic small ribosomal subunit
Molecular function (GO): mRNA binding; tRNA binding; protein binding
Source: RefSeq, a predicted model, not a curated record
UUUCCGCUAUUUUGCUGGCGAUGGAGGGCAGAGCAGACGUGUACAGUUCUCGCCUGUGACCCGCUCUCCGCCACCCGGAAGGAGAAGUGCUGCAUCCGGAUUAAGAUGGCGCCUCCCACGCCACUCUUGGCAGUACGAGGAUCUGAAGGACUCUAUAUGUUGCAUGGGCCACCUCAUUUUACAGAGCAUACAACAUUUCAAAGAGAUUCUGGGAAAAAUGCUAAAGUGUUUGCUUUCAGCAGAGAUGGAUCUCUUUUUGCAUGGGGCAAUGGAGAAAAAGUAAACAUUGUAAAUGUCACCAACCACAAUCUGCUGCAUUCUUUUGAUCUGCCAAAGGCAGUUUGCCUUGAAUUCUCUCCAAAGAGCAGCGUCCUGGUGACAUGGCAGCCCUAUGCAACUGCAAAAGAUGGAGCAGGGGAACCCAACCUUCAACUUUUCAGUGUAAAAAAUGGAAAAUGCUUGAAGUCAUUCAUUCAGAAAAAGUCACAGAACUGGUGUCCUUGCUGGUCAGAUGAUGAAAGCCUGUGUACCAGGAGUGUUAACAAUGAACUUCAUUUCUUUGAAAACAACAACUUCAGUACAAUUGCAAAUAAACUUCAUCUGCAGAAAAUCAAUGAUUUUGUGUUAUCACCAGGAGAUCAGCCAACCAAGGUUGCUGUCUAUGUUCCCGGAAGCAAAGGGGCCCCAUCUUUUGUAAGGCUUUACCAAUACCCUAACUUUGGAGGCCCACAGUCUGCACUGGCAAACAAAAGUUUCUUUAAAGCUGAUAAGGUGACAAUGCUGUGGAACAGCAAAGCCACUGCAAUGCUUGUAAUAGCUAGUACAGAAGUUGAUAAAACAGGAGCAUCUUAUUAUGGAGAACAAACUCUACAUUACAUAGCAACUAAUGGGGAAACAGCUGUCGUACAACUACCAAAAAAUGGUCCAAUUUAUGAUGCAGCCUGGAAUCCCAAUGCCACAGAGUUCUGCGUUGUGUAUGGUUUUAUGCCUGCCAAAUCUACUGUCUUCAAUCUAAAAUGUGAUCCUGUGUUUGACUUUGGCACUGGCCCCCACAAUGCUGUCUACUACAGUCCUCAAGGACAUAUCUUAGUAUUAGCUGGAUUUGGGAAUCUUAGUGGACAACUUGAUGUGUGGGAUGUUAAAAACUACAAACUUAUUUCCAAACCACAGGCCUCUGAUUCUACGUAUUUUGCCUGGUGCCCUGAUGGGGAACAUAUUGUAACAGCUACAUGUUCUCCAAGGCUACGAGUUGGGAAUGGAUUCAAGAUCUGGCAUUAUACUGGCUCUGUCUUAUACAGAUAUGAAGUUCAGCAAAAUGCAGAACUCUGGCAAGUUAUUUGGCAGCCCUUUUUGGACGGAGUAUUUCCAGCAAAGGCAGUAGUGUACCCUGCUGUUCCAAGGAAAGUGUUAAAUGAGGAACCAAAGGCUGCCCAAGCUUAUAGACCCCCAGCUCUGAGAAACAAACCUGUCACUAGUUCUAAACUUCAUGAGGAUGAGCCACCCCAGAACAUGAGACCACAGUCAAAAAGUGGUGAUAAGCCAUUAUCUAAAACAGCACUUAAAAAUCAAAAGAAGCAUGAGGCCAAGAAAGUGGCUAAACAGGAGGCGAGAGCUAAAGGGAACCAGGAAAUCACCCCAGCUCCUCCAGGACAGAAUGAAUGUAGCAAUACAAUAUCCUCUGAAACAUCAGGAGAUCCUGAGCUGGAGAAGAAGAUAAAAAAUCUGAAAAAGAAACUCAAAGCAAUUGAACAUCUGAAAGACCAGGCUGCUGCAGGUAAACAGCUAGAGAAAAAUCAGAUGGAGAAAAUUCAGAAAGAGGCUACCCUUCUAAAGGAAUUGGAAGACUUGGAACUGGGUGUUUGAGCUACAGAAAAUUAAAAUCACAGUUUUGUUCUGCGGAUUCAUUUAAAAAUAAACAACUAAAAAUGCUCACUUUUAUUAAUUCCCAUAUAGAUUAACUUUAUUUUUUUUCCCACCUAGUAUCUGAAGAAAUGUAAAAUAAUUAUAAUUCAAAGCUAAGUAAACCAGUUGCCUUGAUUCCAAGACAGUACUGCUGAAAUCCAAAAUAAAGUAUGCUGGAGCACCU